AUGAAUAAAUAUGAUUACGUUGACAAAGUACGCAAGCACCUUGACAAUAAAACGUACUAUUCAAAGAUCUCGGCUGAUCCGACAAAGGAUCUUAUUACAAACAUACACAGCUUUAUUGAAACUUUACUCUAUCAUCACAAAAUAGAUAAAAACACAGCGAAAUUCAUAACACCUACCAGCCUCAUCCGAAUGCCACUUUUUUAUAUAUUACCUGAAAUUCACAAGGAUGGCAACCCUGGUAGACCAAUUGUAUCAGCUGUGAAUUCACCUACGGAAAAUAUAUUAGAAUUUUUAAAUCUUUGUUUACAACCACUCCUACCCAAGCUGAAAUCCUAUAUAAAGGAUACGAAACACUUUAUCACACGCAUAAAUAACCUACCAAAAAUAAAGAAAAAUGCUAUUUUAGUGUCGGCAGAUGUUACGUCGCUUUAUACCAACAUAUCACACAAAGAAGGUGUGGACGCGUGUAUACACUUCAUGAAAAUUUUUCAACAUCAACUACCAAACUUUACACCAAACGAACAAGUUACACGCGAACUGCUAUGGGAACGAAGGUUGCACCACCAAUAUGCAUCUCUUUUUCUCGGCUUGUUCGAAGAAACACACAUAUGUAAAAAGUUUCCAGGCCUUCUUACGAUUUACCUCCGCUUCUUAGAUUACAUUUUUUUCAUAUGGGAGCAUGGAGAAAACAUACUCAAGGAGUUCUUUACGUACCUUAAUUCAGUACACCCAACAAUAAAGUUUACUUAUAAAUUUUCUAUCGAGGAAAUAGAUUUUCUGGAUACCACUGUCUAUCUUGAUCCAGAAACGGGAGACCUCAAAACAAAGCUAUACAUCAAACCUACUGAGACACGAACCUUAUUGCACCACAACUGCUACCAUCCAUAUCACACAAAACAGAGUAUUGUUUACUCACAAGCCCUGCGCUAUCGUAUGAUAACAAAAGAUAAUAUACUACUUCGAAAAGAGUUGGACCAACUUAAAAGCAACUUACUAUUGAGGGGCUAUAAGUUCCGUAUGGUCAACUCAACUUUUAAACAAGUUUUAAAAAUGAACCAGGAGGACGUACUAAACAAUAACAUAAAGAAACUCAAAGAAAAUAAAAACAACUACAACGCCAACGAGAGAAAAAGUAAUAACAAAAAGAAGCGGAGCAAAAUCGACGAAAUAAGCAGCGGCGUCCAUAACAAUGACAUUUUGCCCUUUAUCAUCCCUUAUCAUAGAGCGUUUAUUCCUGUGAAAAAUAUUUUCAAGAAACAUUGGUCAAUCAUUAUAAACGACAGAGAACUGCAUAAAGUUUUUCCAAACAAACCUUUUAUUGCAUACACAAGACACAAAAACAUCCAGGACCACCUUGUCCGGACGAAAUUGGGGACUGCAACAAUUUGCACCUACAUUGUGCCUCAAAAUAUCAAGCAAAAAUAUACUGUAGAACGGCCUGUUGACACAAAUCUUCAACAAAACGUACUAAAAUCCUAA
Hydractinia symbiolongicarpus is the source of this 1479-nucleotide messenger RNA. RefSeq lists its product as uncharacterized. Lineage: Eukaryota; Metazoa; Cnidaria; Hydrozoa; Anthoathecata; Hydractiniidae. The coding region runs from base 1 to 1479 and encodes 492 amino acids. The record is from RefSeq and is a predicted model, not a curated record. The transcript has 3 exons.